Cylicostephanus goldi is the source of this 396-nucleotide messenger RNA. NCBI's taxonomy places the organism in Eukaryota, Metazoa, Nematoda, Chromadorea, Rhabditida, Strongylidae. The record is from the annotation of a GenBank genome assembly.
AUGCUAAAGAUUGGUAGCAAAAGCGAAAAAGUGCCAGUUUUGAGACUCCACCAGAUCACAAAGCCUGUGAUCAGCAAGUGUAUGAGAGAAUACGUGAACAUUGUUACCACACCUGCCGUCUAUCUGGGCAUCUUCGUCAUCUAUGUCGGAUACCUGGCUUUCAGCAUUUACGGAGUAACCAUAAUCAACAUAAGCUUGACUGUAAGUAAAUUGUUUGCUGCAGACUCCCCGUUGCUGGAGCUGGAUUACUAUCGGGUGAAAUAUCAAUUGCCCGCGUAUUCGAUGGCGACAGUGUUUGUCUCAAACCCUGGAAACCUAUCAGACCCACAUAGACUUCGACGAAUCAACCAGUACGUAUCCAUUACUCUGCUGGUAUCGUACUUCAAGUUCGACUAG